Aspergillus campestris IBT 28561 is the source of this 1248-nucleotide messenger RNA. RefSeq lists its product as uncharacterized. The transcript has 2 exons. Gene Ontology annotation, biological process: regulation of DNA-templated transcription. The record is from RefSeq and is a predicted model, not a curated record. The coding region runs from base 1 to 1248 and encodes 415 amino acids. Gene Ontology annotation, molecular function: DNA-binding transcription factor activity. NCBI's taxonomy places the organism in Eukaryota, Fungi, Ascomycota, Eurotiomycetes, Eurotiales, Aspergillaceae.
AUGUCUGCGAAACGCACAGCCGCUGAUCUAUCUGUCCCCGAGCUUACGGAAAACGCAGCGGAGCGAAAGCGGGUGCUGAAUAUCCUGGCGCAAAGAAGAUACAGGCAGAGAAGAAAGGAUCGUCUCCGAGCGCUUGAAUCUCGAGCAACAGAUGAGACUGGGGGAAAACAAACUACCGCCGAGACCAGCUGCUUGUCUGUGGAUAGUGGCCAGUCGCUCCGUGAAAGUGAGGGAGGAUCAUCGCCUUCUGGGACCGUCCAGAGUGGGUCUCUGGUAUAUGAUGCCCAAGCUACAUCGUCGGAUGAACCUGCAAGGGACGUAUUUCAGGACGACAAUGCACAUGUUGGGUCAGGGUCUAUACAACCCAUUACACCAAGUGGAUGUGAUUUUGUCGACUCGUCCUCGCGGUUCCUCUUCCAAUCGUCUUUAAUUCCAUCAUCACUGUCAGCGUUCCCCUGUGGUGACACCAAUGAGAUAUCUCAAUAUUUAUGGCCAGAGUUCGACGUGCAGGGUCAAGCUAUAGGAGAUAGCGGUGACGGAGUCACCAUGUCCGUGUUUGAAAAUGUCAGCAGUCUGAGGGAUAUUUGCGCAGAGCUCCAAUCCUCGGAAGCUUCAUUGUUUACUUUUCCUGACGACUAUACAAUACAUAUACCUACUCUUACCCUCCUGAACGCAGCCAUGUCUGUAGCUCGACGGCUAGGACUAUCGGAGAUUAUCUGGGAUCUCACUUCUGUCAGCCCGUUCUAUGAGGAAAGAGGUACACCCGCGUCCGGGCUAUCCACGCCAUCCCUAGUGACCUAUCAAUCAAACGCAGCAUCCACAACACCGUCCGAAACAGCAGACAGUGCUGGUAGUGGGCAAAAAGCAUAUCUCUCCACCCUUCCGCCCCACCUUCAGCCAACGCCUACACAGCGUCUCAUCCCUCACCACCCCAUGCUGGAUCUUCUUCCCUGGCCAAAUGUCCGAGACAAAUUGAUUCAAGUGUUCCAUCUCCCUGUGAGUCAACGUCCAAAGACAGCACAGGACCCGAUGGGGAUCCUGCGUCUGGUGUACGAUAUGGAAGACGCUGGUGGCGAAGGGAUCAACGUUCACGGACAGGAUCCCUUCCAGGCGAGUGGGUGGGAAGUUGGCCAACUAGUAUUCGAGCGGUGGUGGUGGGCUUUUGAAACAGAUAUAGUCCAAACCAGCAACCAGGCCCGCAAGAAAAGAGGUGCGAAGGUCUUGUCUCUCACGGGGCUACAGAUGUAG